Molecule: messenger RNA, 1349 nt
Organism: Planococcus citri (citrus mealybug)
Lineage: Eukaryota; Metazoa; Arthropoda; Insecta; Hemiptera; Pseudococcidae
Product: lipase 1-like
Exons: 8
Coding region: 76-1302 (408 amino acids)
Biological process (GO): lipid metabolic process
Molecular function (GO): hydrolase activity, acting on ester bonds
Source: RefSeq, a predicted model, not a curated record
UACAACUAUCUUGAUAACAAAGUUGAACGCAAACGGAAAUGUACUCGUACAAUUGUAAAAAUUCCUGGUUCAAAAAUGUCUAUUUUAGAUUUUUUACUGUAUGUAAUUUUGUCGAUCUACGUGUACAGUCCGAUCAAUCUGACUAAUGAUUUCAUUAAUGGGCUACAAACCACAUCAAAUCCGGAUACUUAUUUAACCCCACCUCAGAUAAUCACAAGACACGGAUACCCUGUAGAAACCUUUUAUGUACGAACUCCAGAUGGAUUUAUACUUCAGUUACAUAGGAUUCCUAACAGAGAUGGAAAUUUGCUACCGAUACUUUUGGUUCAUGGAUAUCUGGAUUCUUCUUUUACAUGGAUUGCAGAUGGUCCAGAAACAGCCCUAGCUUACUUAUUGGCUAAUCAAGGAUAUGAUGUUUGGAUGAUUAACACACGUGGAAAUACAUUUUCUCGAAGCCAUGCAAAUUACACUCCGAUGGAGCGAGCUUUUUGGGACUUUAGUUUUCAUGAAAUGGGUAUCUACGAUAUACCAACAACCAUCGACUUCGUAUUGAACAAGACAAACCACAACCAAUUGAUGUGCAUAUGCGAUUCUGCUGGAAAUUCUGAAUUUUACAUCACCUUAUCCGUAUUACCACAAUACAACGAUAAAGUUAUAGCUCAAGUUAGUCUAGCGCCAUUUUACCACGAGUCUCCGUCGAUUUUGACCAUAAUAUUACAGCCCAUUAUAGAUUACAUUUUGGAAUACCUGUAUCAGAACACGCAGGGAGCAUUCCUCGAACAUGAUUUAUUAACGAAAUUAGUAGUGAAAGUUCUGACAUCAGUACGAUUUUUUGGCUACAGUUUAUACGAGUUUGCUUUGUUAAUUGCGUAUGGUUGGUUGCCAAAUCACGUAAACAGGGAGAUAAUGCCAACGAUUUAUAAUAAUUUUCCUGCAGGAACUUCGGUCAAAACAACACAACAACUAUUCCAAUUUGAGAAUUCUUUCAGUUACUUUGAUUACGGUUUGAAAGAAAAUCAGCAAAUUUACGGCACACCUUCGCCACCGAAAUACAAUAUCAGUAAUAUAAACAUACCCACAAGGAUCUAUCACGCAUUACUAGACAUAGCAUCAAGUCUCAAGGAUGUGCGAUCAUUGUACAGUAAGCUUCCUAAAAAGGCCGGUUUGAUAGAAAUAUCUGAUUUAGGAUUCACUCACAUGGACUUCAUUUGGAAUAAAAAUGCCAAAAAACUAAUGUACGAUGAUGUGAUACAAUUUGUAAAUGAUGUGCUCAAUAAUAAUGCUUCGAGCACAAUCACCUGAACAUUAACACCAAUGCUUUCAAUAAAAUAAUAAAAAAAAUUGUUUAA